AUGGCACUGGAACCGAAGGAAAUCGAACUGAAGGCAAAGGCCCUCACGAAGGCUGCAACCCAAAAUGAGCCAGCGGCCAACAUAGUAUCGCUAUUAAAGGAGUUACAACAGGGUGUCAAGGCCUCUGAAGACCUACUACGAUCUACCCGUGUCGGUAUUAUAGUCAACAAAUUCAAACAACACAAAUCACCGGAAGUUGCACGCUUAUCGAGUGAGAUUGUCUCCAGAUGGCGGAACGAGGUCAACAAGCAAAAAGUGAGCGGAUCAGCAGGGGGAAGUCAACGAUCAAGCGCAUCUCCCCGUCCACCUCAGAAUGGAACCGCCUCACCAGCCAGUGCGACUCCGUCGGAUAAGGCCUCAAAGCUCACAGUGUCUCCAGAUAAGCGAACAUGGAAGGCGGAUGGAGUUGACACAAACCAGACGGGUAUCAAGGCACGCGACAACUGUAUUGGUCUUAUUUAUGAUGGACUCUGUCUCAACUCGACGGAACCUCCGAAGGCUGUGCUAUCAAAGGCUGCGGCAGUCGAAGCUGCAGCGUACGAUGCCUUCGGGCCUGAAACGAAAGAACCAUACCGCACCAAGAUUCGCAGUCUAUUCCAGAACCUCAAAAACAAGUCCAACCCAACACUUCGCGUACGCGUUCUGAGCAGCUCCGUCACUCCUGAGCACUUUGUGAAAAUGUCCCACGACGAGCUCCGGUCUGACGAACAGCGCGAGAAGGAUGCAAAGAUCCAAAAGGAGAACAUGGACAAGGCUAUGGUAGCCCAAGCCGAGCGCAGUAUUAGCACAAGCUUGCAGUACUUCAACCUACUGAGCGAGAACCUUGGGGUUGAGAGUAUGGAACUCGAUGGGGAGAAGGACUGGAUUGUUGAUACUGAGAACGCUGUUGUUUGCUUAAAAGGAAAGGCGAGAUUUGUGAGUAAGGCUACGGGACAGGGAUGGAAUGAGGUAUUUAUUUAUAAGAUUUCUUUGGCGGAGGAAGAGGGGAAUGGGGAAGGAAAGGACGGGUGGAAGGUUAGGGUUUAUGAGGUCUGGGCGGAUACAGGGGCGGCGUAUUUGGCUGCACUGGGAGAGUUGGACGGUUUAUCUUGA
This is a messenger RNA of Aspergillus versicolor CBS 583.65, 1092 nucleotides long. RefSeq lists its product as uncharacterized. Gene Ontology annotation, biological process: DNA-templated transcription; transcription elongation by RNA polymerase II; regulation of mRNA 3'-end processing. Gene Ontology annotation, molecular function: RNA polymerase II transcription regulatory region sequence-specific DNA binding. NCBI's taxonomy places the organism in Eukaryota, Fungi, Ascomycota, Eurotiomycetes, Eurotiales, Aspergillaceae. Gene Ontology annotation, cellular component: nucleus. The transcript is spliced from 2 exons. Bases 1 to 1092 code for a protein of 363 amino acids. The record is from RefSeq and is a predicted model, not a curated record.